AUGUCCCUCCUUCAACCUGCGAAGCGUCUCCGCCUUUCCGCCCUCCCAUCUCCCGCUGCCCAUUGUCGCCGAAGUGUCUCCGCUGUCUCCGCUGCCUCCGCUGCCUCCACGAAUCCCUCUCCCCCAAAGCAACGAAGAUGGCUCCGGGUUACAAUAGUCACAGUCGCUGCCGCUGCCAUUGGCGCCUACGUUCGAUAUGAAAAAGAAUCGUCCACCGCAACCCUGAACCCAUACACCUUCACACAAUAUGAGCUAGUCUCUAAAACGCCUGUCUCCUCAACCAGCAGCAUAUUCACCCUGCGCCCAGUGAAGCCAGGGAAUAAUGAUGUGGUGUACAAAGAUGCUUGGCAGAGGGGUCUAUGGAGUGUCCAGUUCAAACAGCCACAGCUACAGAUUGGACGGGAUUACACGCCUCUGCCUCCUAUUCCUGCGGCGAGGGUAGAGGGGGCGGGUGGGGAGAAGGAAGGUGGUGGUGGAGGAGGGGGAGGAGGAGGAGGAGGAGAGACAGAUGACGGCGUCUUGCGGUUUCUGAUCCGGAAAGAUCCCUACGGAGAAGUAUCUGGAUACCUGCACAAUCUGCCGAUAGGUGCACGGCUGGAUAUUCGUGGCCCACGGUUGGAUUACAUAUUGCCCGCUGAUGUGGAGGAGAUCCUGUUUAUUGCUGGCGGGACGGGGAUUGCGCCGGGUCUUCAGGCUGCACAUGCCCUGUUUAGAAAUAAUAACAAACGACCGGACUUGAAGAAGACAAAAAUGCAUAUAUUGUGGGCUAAUCGGCGGAGGGAGGAUUGUCUGGGAGGCGUAAAUGACAGUCCUGCCGGGCCAAGCGCCGGUUCACUGCCAUGGUGGAAACGGGUUUUCAGCACAAACAAAGAUUUGUCUGUAACGGAGCACACCCCGCAGACCGCAAUUGCGAGGAGCCCUACGGUCAGAUACCUUGAGGAGUUGAAAGCUCAGUAUCCAGGCCUGCUUACUGUUGAUUACUUUGUGGAUGAGGAAGGGACUUUGAUUGGAAGCAAUUCAAUAUUGAAUUUUACGAAGCCGGAAGCGGCAAAUGAGAUACAGAAGAGGAGUGCCGGUGCUGCGAGGAAAUUGAUUCUUAUAUCUGGGCCUGACGGGUUUAUCAGUUACCUGGCAGGGCCUAAGAUGUGGAGUGGAGGACAAGAAAUCCAGGGUCCGCUCCAGGGUCUUAUACGCCGGCUGGACUUGAAGGAUUGGUCGGUCUGGAAGCUUUGA
This is a messenger RNA of Blastomyces gilchristii SLH14081, 1233 nucleotides long. RefSeq names its product cytochrome c mitochondrial import factor. The transcript has a single exon. NCBI's taxonomy places the organism in Eukaryota, Fungi, Ascomycota, Eurotiomycetes, Onygenales, Ajellomycetaceae. Gene Ontology annotation, molecular function: oxidoreductase activity. The record is from RefSeq and is a predicted model, not a curated record. The coding region runs from base 1 to 1233 and encodes 410 amino acids.